AUGGUUCCUUCCGGUGAACCAGGAAUAUUCUUUGGUGGCACAGUUAAUUGGUUGGCAUAUUCUAAUAGUGGCUUGCCUGCCAUUAUUUCAUUUAAUUUGGGGAUAGAGUCUUACAAAGAGAUUUCGCAACCUGAUUAUGGAAUGUUUGUUAAGUUGACCAUGUGUAUGCUGAGGGAUUGUUUGUGCAUAGUUUCUCAUUCCGACUCAUUUAAUGAUGUUUGGCUUUUGAUGGAUUACGAAAAUCAAGAAUCUUGGGUUAAGUUGAUCCGUCUUCCUUACUUUGGUGGUGAUCAUGGUUACUAUGCUCAUGGUCCGAAGAUAGUAUACAUUUCUGAGGAUGACGACCAUGUGUUGCUCAUGUUUAAAGAGUUUGCUAAACUGAAGUGGGUCGUUUAUGAUUGCAAAAAUAGUACUAUAAAGACUAUCAAGAUCCAAGACUUCAGUUGGGUAGACUCAAUGGUCUACAUUGAGAGUUUGGUAUCACCUUGA
Medicago truncatula (barrel medic) is the source of this 489-nucleotide messenger RNA. RefSeq names its product F-box/kelch-repeat protein At3g23880. The transcript has a single exon. The record is from RefSeq and is a predicted model, not a curated record. Bases 1 to 489 code for a protein of 162 amino acids. Lineage: Eukaryota; Viridiplantae; Streptophyta; Magnoliopsida; Fabales; Fabaceae.